AUGAACCAGUUUGGCCCCUCAGCCCUAAUCUCCAAUUUCUCAUCUAUAAAACUGGAACCAGCCAGCACCCCUCCACAAGGCUCCAUGGCCAAUAGCACUACUGUGGUAAAGCUACCAGGCAUUACUCCUGGCACAGGAGGUCGACUCAGUCCUGAAAACCAGGUAUUAACGAAGACGAAAUGGCAAGACUUGGUAAGAGAAGUGGAUCCCAAUGAACAGUUGGAUGAAGAUUUAGAGGAGAUGCUACUACAGAUUGCCGACGAUUUCAUUGAGAACGUGGUGACAGCAGCCUGCCAGUUUGCCAGGCAUCGCAAGUCCAGCACCCUAGAGGUGAAAAAUGUCCAGUUGCACCUAGAGCGCCAGUGGAACAUGUGGAUCCCAGGUUUUGGCUCAGAAGAAAUUCGACCCUACAAAAAAGCUUGCACUACAGAAGCUCACAAACAGAGAAUGACAUUGAUCUGGAAAACAACCAAGAAAUAA
Molecule: messenger RNA, 480 nt
Organism: Elephantulus edwardii (Cape elephant shrew)
Lineage: Eukaryota; Metazoa; Chordata; Mammalia; Macroscelidea; Macroscelididae
Product: transcription initiation factor TFIID subunit 12-like
Exons: 1
Coding region: 1-480 (159 amino acids)
Biological process (GO): RNA polymerase II preinitiation complex assembly; DNA-templated transcription initiation
Cellular component (GO): transcription factor TFIID complex; SAGA complex; SLIK (SAGA-like) complex
Molecular function (GO): TBP-class protein binding; DNA binding; protein heterodimerization activity
Source: RefSeq, a predicted model, not a curated record